AUGGCACUUCCAACGCCACCAGAGCCUCCGACCCUCGACAACAGAGUCCAAGCUCUGCCACAGGAACUGCAAGACAGCAUUCUGGACCUCACCAUUGGCAUUCACGACUCGUUUUGCACGAUGGCGAUCGACGGCAAGUACAAGUCACCACUUGGCUUGCAAAUCAGUCGAGCAACACGAGCCAAGUUCGCCAACCACUACUACGGCGGAGGCUACAUUUUCCACACCGGCGUUUUCCAGACGAGAGUGGCCAACCUGGACCUCACGCGCUUCACUUGCAGAACGUAUUACUGGGAUGAAGAGGGAUUUUACUACAAGACUAUCGCCAUCGGCCUCGGGCCGCCAAUGUAA
Molecule: messenger RNA, 351 nt
Organism: Fulvia fulva
Lineage: Eukaryota; Fungi; Ascomycota; Dothideomycetes; Mycosphaerellales; Mycosphaerellaceae
Exons: 2
Coding region: 1-351 (116 amino acids)
Source: RefSeq, a predicted model, not a curated record